GUUUCCACCACCCACUACUACCGCCACCAUCACCGUUAUUAUUCCUGACUUCUACAACUUAUUCUAUCUCGCUGGUGCAAAUCUUAGAGAUCAAAGUCUGCACCCGUUCAACAAGCCCUGUCAAUCUCCACUGCAGUUGACACCGCCUUGCUACCCGCGUCCUCAGAUUCACCCUUUCCAAUCAAUUCAUCCUCCCUCUCAACCUCCUGCAACUAUGUCGGAUACCACCGAAACGAAGCCUACCCCAUCUGCUGAUCAGACUGCUUCGUCUGAUCUCAGACCUGCUCAAGAUGAGACCAAAUUGGUGCAGGACCCUCUAGGCAAGCCCGAGACAGAGGCUCCUAACCCCACUUCAUCCUCUUUGGCCGAUACUGCCAGCAGUGCCGCUUCUGCAGCCGCCUCUACGGCCACUGGCGUCAAGGAUUCGGUCUUUUCAAUGUUUGGUGGUGGCGCAAAGAAGGAGAAGAAGGUCGAGGAAGAGGACGAAGCGGCAAAGAACGAACCAAGUGGAAGUUCAAAGGCGAAGAAGGAAGAGGAUGACGAUGACAAAGCCGAGGAAGAGGAAGCCGAUGUCGAGUUUGAGCCUGUCGUUCGAUUGACUGAGAAAGUGGACACAAAGACCAACGAAGAGGCCGAGGAGCAGGCUUUCAAGAUGAGAGCCAAGCUAUUCAAGUUUGAUCGCGAGUCAAAGGAGUGGAAAGAACGAGGUACUGGCGAUGUUCGAUUGCUCAAGCACAAGGAGAAUGGCAAGACGAGACUGGUCAUGCGACGAGACAAGACUCUCAAGGUCUGUGCCAACCAUUACGUCACCCCUGAUAUGAAGCUCUCCCCCAACGUUGGAAGUGAUCGCAGUUGGGUCUGGAAUGUCGCUGCAGAUGUGAGCGAGGGUGAACCUGAGGCUCAGACACUGGCCAUUCGUUUUGGAAACAGCGAAAAUGCCAAUCUCUUCAAAGAAGCCUUCAUCAAAGCGCAGCAAGAGAACGAAGCCUUGUGGGGCAAGGCAUAGUUCAUGAUUCCCUGUUUUCUCAGCCCUGAUAGCAAACACUCAGCAUUUGCCCAAAGAACCUUGUAUGCCAUGCUUGGUUUCCUGCAUAAGGUACGAUAGAUUUACUCCCCUUUCACCUGGGGAGUGGAAUCAGAGAACGAACGGGACAGGGACUGAUUAUUCGGCGAUGAAGUCCUCAGUCACCUGUUGAUCGUAACUCGUUCUUCUAGAUAGAGACAAUUCAAUCCCUCUUCGUGAACAACAGUCUGCUCAUGGACACGGCAG
Molecule: messenger RNA, 1270 nt
Organism: Exophiala mesophila
Lineage: Eukaryota; Fungi; Ascomycota; Eurotiomycetes; Chaetothyriales; Herpotrichiellaceae
Exons: 4
Coding region: 215-1006 (263 amino acids)
Biological process (GO): nucleocytoplasmic transport
Cellular component (GO): nuclear pore; cytoplasm
Molecular function (GO): GTPase activator activity
Source: RefSeq, a predicted model, not a curated record